AUGUACGUGCAAAAGUAUCCAAAGCUGAAGAUAAAACUAGUGGACGGAAGCAACAUGGCAGCUGCGGUAGUAGUCAAUAGCAUUCCAAAGGGAACCACGGAAGUUGUGUUUAGUGGCAAACCCACAAAAGUUGCUUCGGCCGUUGUCUUUGCACUAUGUCAGAGGGGAGUUAAGGUGGUGGUUUUACGCGCGGAGGAACAUAGCAAACUCGUCAAAUCAAGGGUCGUCAAGAAGAAUCUGGUACUGUCCUCGAGCAAUUAUUGUUCCCCAUUGGUGUGGUUGGUAGGGGAUGAAAUAGGGAGAGAAGAGCAGAUGAAGGCACAAGAAGGAACACUCUUUAUUCCCUUCUCUCAAUUCCCACCCGACAAACUCCGCAAGGACUGUUUCUACCACUCCACUCCACUCCGGCUAUGCUUGUUCCCAAGUCUGCCCAAAACAUCGACUCAUGUCAGGUACAACUUUGAAUAUAUACAUAGAUAUAAUUGGCUGGGGAGGAGGUUGAUGAGUGCGUGGAGAGUAGGGGGCAUAGUGCAUGCGCUCGAGGGUUGGGAGGAGCACGAAUGCGGCAACACUCCCAACUUCUUCCGUCUCAACGCCGUCUGGGAAGCUGCUCUCCGCCAUGGUUUCCAACCUCUCGUUCUGCCACCAUCUCAUCACUGA
Messenger RNA from Thlaspi arvense, 660 nucleotides. The record is from the annotation of a GenBank genome assembly. Lineage: Eukaryota; Viridiplantae; Streptophyta; Magnoliopsida; Brassicales; Brassicaceae.